GCGGAUGAAGAGACCGGGGGUGCGGAGAGGAUGGAGAUCAGCACCGACUUGUCCCAGACCCCUCAGCGACUGGCAUCUCUAUCUGCCACUAUCUGCCAUCGCCAUGAGUAGAAGCAGCCUGAGGCCUGCGCCAGAUGCAGCUGUCCCAGAAUCGUGUGGGAUCAGCAAAUUGAUUUUUAUACUGCUUUCUUGCAUCAUUUGGCACAAUUGGUGCCAGAAAUUUAUUUUGCUGAAAUGGACCCAGACUCAGAAAAGCAGGAAGAGAGUGUACAAAUGUCAAUAUUCACUCCAUUGGAAUGGUACUUGUUUGGAGAAGAUCCAGAUAUUUGCUUAGAGAAAUUGAAGCAUAGUGGAGCAUUUCAACUCUGUGGAAAGGUUUUCAAAAGUGGAGAGACAACAUAUUCUUGUAGAGACUGUGCAAUUGAUCCAACAUGUGUACUCUGUAUGGACUGCUUCCAGAAGAGUGUUCAUAAAAAUCAUCGUUACAAGAUGCAUACUUCUACUGGAGGAGGGUUUUGUGACUGUGGAGACACAGAGGCAUGGAAAACUGGCCCUUUUUGUGUAAAUCAUGAACCUGGAAGAGCAGAUACUACAAAAGAGAAUCCACGUUGUCCGUUAAAUGAAGAGGUAAUUGCCCAAGCCAGGAAAAUAUUUCCUUCAGUGAUAAAAUACAUCGUAGAAAUGACUAUAUGGGAAGAGGAAAAAGAACUGCCUCCUGAACUCCAGAUAAGGGAGAAAAAUGAAAAAUACUAUUGUGUUCUUUUCAAUGAUGAACACCAUUCAUAUGACCAUGUUAUAUACAGCCUACAAAGAGCUCUUGACUGUGAACUCGCAGAGGCCCAGUUGCACACCACUGCCAUAGACAAAGAGGGUCGUCGGGCUGUUAAAGCAGGUGCUUAUGCUGCUUGCCAGGAAGCAAAGGAAGAUAUAAAGAGUCAUUCAGAAAAUGUCUCUCAACAUCCACUUCAUGUAGAAGUAUUACACUCUGAGGUUAUGGCUCAUCAGAAAUUUGCUUUGCGUCUUGGCUCCUGGAUGAACAAAAUUAUGAGCUAUUCAAGUGACUUUAGGCAGAUCUUUUGCCAAGCAUGCCUUAGAGAAGAACCUGGCUCUGAGAAUCCCUGUUUGAUAAGCAGGUUAAUGCUUUGGGAUGCAAAGCUUUAUAAAGGUGCCCGUAAGAUCCUUCACGAAUUGAUCUUCAGCAGUUUUUUUAUGGAGGUGGAAUACAAAAAACUCUUCGCUAUGGAAUUUGUGAAGUAUUAUAAACAGCUGCAGAAAGAAUAUAUCAGUGAUGAUCAUGACAGAAGUAUCUCUGUAACUGCCCUCUCAGUUCAGAUGUUUACUGUUCCUACUCUGGCUCGACAUCUUAUUGAAGAGCAGAAUGUUAUCUCUGUCAUUACUGAAACUCUGCUAGAAGUUUUACCUGAGUACUUGGACAGGAACAAUAAAUUCAACUUCCAGGGUUAUAGCCAAGACAAAUUGGGAAGAGUAUAUGCAGUAAUAUGUGACUUAAAGUAUAUUCUGAUCAGCAAGCCCACAAUAUGGACAGAAAAAUUAAGAAUGCAGUUCCUUGAAGGUUUUCGAUCUUUUUUGAAGAUUCUUACCUGUAUGCAGGGAAUGGAAGAAAUCAGAAGACAGGUUGGACAACACAUUGAAGUGGAUCCUGACUGGGAGGCUGCCAUUACUAUACAGAUGCAAUUGAAGAAUAUUCUACUCAUGUUCCAAGAAUGGUGUGCUUGUGAUGAAGAACUCUUACUUGUGGCUUAUAAAGAAUGUCAUAAAGCUGUAAUGAGGUGCAGUACAAGCUUCAUAUCUGGUAGCAAGACAGUAGUACAGUUGUGUGGUCAUACUUUGGAAACUAAGUCUUACAGAGUAUCUGAGGAUCUUGUAAGCAUACAUCUGCCACUUUCUAGGACUCUUGCUGGUCUUCAUGUGCGUUUGAGCAGGCUGGGUGCUGUUUCAAGACUGCAUGAAUUUGUGCCUUUUGAGGACUUUCAAGUAGAGGUGCUAGUGGAAUAUCCUUUGCGUUGUCUGGUAUUGGUUGCCCAGGUUGUUGCUGAGAUGUGGCGAAGAAAUGGGCUGUCUCUCAUUAGCCAGGUGUUUUACUACCAAGAUGUUAAGUGUAGAGAAGAAAUGUAUGAUAAAGAUAUCAUCAUGCUUCAGAUUGGUGCAUCUUUAAUGGAUCCCAACAAGUUCUUGUUACUGGUACUUCAGAGGUAUGAACUUGCUGAUGCUUUUAACAAGACCAUAUCCACAAAAGACCAGGAUUUGAUUAAACAGUAUAAUACAUUAAUAGAAGAAAUGCUUCAGGUCCUCAUCUAUAUUGUGGGAGAGCGUUAUGUACCUGGAGUGGGAAAUGUGACCAAAGAAGAGGUCACAAUGAGAGAAAUUAUUCACUUGCUUUGCAUUGAGCCCAUGCCACAUAGUGCCAUUGCCAAAAAUUUACCUGAAAAUGAAAACAACGAAACUGGCUUAGAGAAUGUCAUAAACAAAGUAGCCACAUUUAAGAAACCAGGUGUAUCAGGCCAUGGAGUUUAUGAACUGAAAGAUGAAUCAUUGAAAGACUUCAAUAUGUACUUUUAUCAUUACUCCAAAACACAGCAUAGCAAGGCUGAACAUAUGCAGAAGAAAAGGAGAAAACAAGAAAACAAAGAUGAAGCAUUGCCACCACCACCACCUCCUGAAUUCUGCCCUGCUUUCAGCAAAGUGGUUAACCUUCUCAACUGUGAUAUCAUGAUGUACAUUCUCAGGACCAUAUUCGAGCGGGCAAUAGACAUAGAUUCUAACUUGUGGACUGAAGGAAUGCUCCAAAUGGCAUUUCAUAUUCUGGCAUUAGGUUUAUUAGAAGAGAAGCAACAGCUUCAGAAAACUCCUGAAGAAGAAGUGACAUUCGACUUUUACCAUAAGGCUUCAAGAUUGGGAAGUUCAGCCAUGAAUGCUCAGAAUAUACAAAUGCUUUUAGAAAAACUCAAAGGAAUUCCCCAGAUAGAAGGCCAGAAGGACAUGAUAACAUGGAUACUCCAGAUGUUUGACACAGUGAAGCGAUUAAGAGAAAAAUCUUGUUUAAUUGUAGCAACUACAUCAGGAUUGGAAUCUAUUAAGAAUGAUGAGAUUACUCAUGAUAAAGAAAAAGCAGAACGAAAAAGAAAAGCUGAAGCUGCUAGGCUACAUCGUCAGAAGAUCAUGGCUCAGAUGUCUGCCUUACAGAAAAACUUCAUUGAAACUCACAAACUCAUGUAUGACAACACGUCAGAAAUGGCUGGGAAAGAAGACUCCAUUAUGGAGGAAGAGAGCACCCCAGCAGUCAGCAACUACUCUAGAAUUGCUUUGGGUCCUAAACGGGGUCCAUCUGUUACUGAAAAGGAGGUGCUGACAUGCAUCCUCUGUCAAGAAGAACAAGAGCUGAAAAUAGAAAAUAAUGCCAUGGUAUUAUCAGCCUGUGUCCAGAAAUCCACCACCUUAACCCAGCACAGGGGGAAACCCAUAGAACUCUCAGGGGAAACCUUGGACCCACUUUUUAUGGAUCCAGACUUGGCAUAUGGAACUUAUACAGGAAGCUGUGGUCAUGUAAUGCAUGCAGUGUGCUGGCAGAAGUACUUUGAAGCUGUACAGCUUAGCUCUCAGCAGCGCAUUCAUGUUGACCUUUUUGACUUGGAGAGUGGAGAAUAUCUUUGCCCUCUUUGCAAAUCUCUGUGCAAUUCUGUAAUCCCCAUUAUCCCUUUGCAACCUCAAAAGAUAAACAGUGAGAAUGCAGAAGCUCUUGCUCAACUUUUGACCUUGGCACGAUGGAUACAGACUGUUCUGGCCAGAAUAUCAGGUUAUAAUAUGAAACAUGCUAAAGGCGAAAACCCAACAAUUCCUGUCUUCUUUAAUCAAGGAAUGGGAGAUUCCACUUUUGAGUUUCACUCCAUCCUGAGUUUUGGAGUGCAGUCUUCGAUCAAAUAUUCUAAUAGCAUCAAGGAAAUGGUCAUUCUCUUUGCCACAACAAUUUAUAGAAUUGGACUGAAAGUGCCUCCUGAUGAGAUGGAUCCUCGAAUCCCAAUGAUGACUUGGAGCACAUGUGCUUUCACUAUCCAGGCAAUUGAAAACCUAUUGGGAGAUGAAGGAAAACCUCUGUUUGGAGCACUUCAAAAUAGGCAGCAUAAUGGUCUGAGAGCCUUAAUGCAGUUUGCAAUUGCACAGAGGAUUACCUGUCCUCAGAUCCUGAUACAGAAACAUCUGGUUCGUCUCUUAUCAGUUGUUCUUCCUAACCUAAAAUCAGAAGAUACACCAUGCCUUCUAUCUAUAGAUCUGUUUCAUGUUUUGGUAGGUGCUGUGUUAGCAUUCCCAUCUUUGUAUUGGGAUGACACUGUUGAUCUGCAGCCUUCAUCAAUUAGUUCUUCCUAUAACCACCUUUAUCUCUUCCAUUUGAUCACAAUGGCACACAUGCUUCAGAUACUUCUUACCAUAGACACAGGUCUCCCUCUUGCUCAGGUUCAAGAAGACAGUGAAGAGGCUCAUUCUGCAUCUUCUUUCUUUGCAGAAGUUUCUCAAUAUACAAGUGGCUGCAUUGGGUGUGGUAUUCCUGGCUGGUAUUUGUGGGUUUCAUUGAAGAAUGGCAUCACCCCUUACCUUCGCUGUGCUGCGCUGUUUUUCCACUAUUUACUUGGGGUAACUCCACCUGAAGAACUGCUAACCAAUUCUGCAGAGGAAGAGUACAAUGCACUCUGUAGCUAUCUAUCUUUACCUACAAAUUUGUUCCUGCUUUUCCAGGAAUAUUGGGAUACUGUAAGGCCCUUGCUCCAGAGGUGGUGUGCAGAUCCUGCUUUACUAAACUGUUUGAAGCAAAAAAGCACUGUGGUCAGGUAUCCUAGAAAAAGAAAUAGUUUGAUAGACCUUCCUGAUGACUAUAGUUGCCUCUUAAAUCAAGCUUCUCAUUUCAGGUGCCCACGGUCCGCAGAUGAUGAACGAAAGCAUCCAGUCCUCUGUCUUUUCUGUGGGGCCAUACUAUGUUCUCAGAACAUUUGCUGCCAAGAAAUUGUAAAUGGGGAAGAAGUUGGAGCUUGCAUUUUUCAUGCACUUCACUGUGGAGCAGGAGUCUGCAUUUUCCUAAAAAUCAGAGAAUGCAGAGUGGUCCUGGUUGAAGGUAAAGCCAGAGGUUGUGCCUAUCCAGCUCCUUACUUGGAUGAAUAUGGAGAAACAGACCCUGGCCUGAAGAGGGGCAACCCCCUUCAUUUAUCUCGUGAGCGGUAUCGGAAACUCCAUUUGGUCUGGCAGCAACACUGCAUUAUAGAAGAGAUUGCUAGGAGCCAGGAAACUAAUCAGAUGUUAUUUGGAUUCAACUGGCAGUUACUAUGAGCUCCAACUCCGCCUCAAGACAAUCAUGAAUGACGACAGUAAUAAAGACCGAUUCAAAAUUAUGGAGACCUUUCUGAGGGCUGGGGAAGUGCUGGAGGGUCUUUUACUCCAUGUCCACAUUCACGUACAUCAGUAAAAUAUUCCUUAAUAGAGUAUUGCUUUCAAUUAGCAAACAUAUGCUUCAAAGGAAAAAAAGGACAUAUAUUACUGAUCUGUUUUAUGUUCUAGAACACUAAAGAAAUGUUUGUUCACCCCAAGUGUCAGAUUCUACUAAUAUUUCCAGGAAACUAAUUCCCCUUCACAAUCUGUCCCAUUUCAUUUCACUUCGUUCACCUUGUAAAUGAAGUCACAUCAAGCAAUUGUGGACAUUUUUACAUGUUCUGCAAUUUUUUUUUUUUUUUUUAAUUGACGGCUGGCCUAUAAGGAAUUCCAAACCCUUGACCUUGGUCUUCUGCAAUUUUGUAUUUGAUGUUUUCUACCCAAGUUUAGUUCAGCUAACAUCAAAUCAUUGACAAGAUUCUAAUAAUCUGUGAUAGCCCUCCGUGCAGCUAAAGAGGAAUUGCAGAAACCAUGCAGUAUACUUCAGUUGAGAAAGAUUUCAAAAAAGUAAAUAUUUUAUUUAUCUUUUAAGGAAACACCCUUAAUGUUCCACCUGCUGCUUUAGCCACAGAUUAAACUAAAUCUCUGUGUGAACAGCAUGCAAUUUUUACCAGUGUGGAAAAGCUUUUUUCCCACUGUAGAUAUCAAAAAGAGUUAGGAUCAUGUAUUCGUUAUUCAUUCCUGAUGGUACAGAAAGCCUGUAAUCCUCACCUCUGUCUACAAAUAGCUUUACUGAGUUUUGAAAUAAAAUUUUCCAUUUUCCGAAGGCAAGUUUCUAUAAUGAGAUCACUUGGAUCUUGAUUGUGGCACCAUUAUUUGACUCUCAGAAACCUGUGGCAGUUCUGAUGUAAACUAUUUGUAGAAUGAGGAUAAGAAAAUUCUCCCGAUGAAUAGAGCAUGACUGUUGUAAAUUAAAACAAUCAGUUUUAAGCCGGUUCUACAACCUUCUAUGUCUUUGUAAAAGACAAAUCCUUGACGUUAUCUGUGUGCAACCUUUUCAUAAACUCUGGUUUUAUAACAGUAUAAACAACCAGAAAAGCCAUGUGAUCAACAGUGUGCGUCCUAUUAUAACAUGCUAUGGUUGAGCCUCUUGUUUAUAAAUAAUAGAGCUCUCCUGAAUCUGUGCAUAUACUUCUUGGUUCUUGGCUUUAACUUUUUAUAUCAAGAACUUGAGAUAUAAAACAGCAGACAGAAGAUAAAUUGAAACCUACACUUUAGCUUCUCUUGUCUCUGGGAUAACGUUAGGAGUUUGAAAGAUGCAUUCAAAGACUGUAUCAUAUUUUGCCUUUGGCUACUAUUGUCUUAUAGAUGUGUGUAAAUGUUUUCCUACCUUUUUGUUCAGCAGAGGCAAGCAGGUAAAAAUACAUUUGCUAAGUGAUUAAUGGUGCACAUUUGGGACUAGAUUUCUUGGUAUUUCUAUAUAAAGAAAAGUGGAUUUUGUAGUAAAGGAUUGGCAUGAGCAGGCAUCAUAAUCACAUUCAUGAUUUUCUACUUGAAUUAUUACUAUUGAGAAGUUAUCAGGAAUAGAUACAACUCUAGCGAACAAUUUGUAAUUAAUGGGCAAAGAUCAGGAAACUCAGUAUUCAGUUUGUCAGAUUUGCCAGUAUGGUUAAAUGAAUUGAACUUUUCCCUUUGUUUCUUAUUUAAUUUUGUGGAAUGGAUUGUUUGGCUGGAAGUCUGGGCUAGAAUAGUCAACAGAAGAUGCUGACUUCUGCCCUGAGUGGUCCCAGCUUAGCAAAGAUAAACUGACUUUAUUUCUAGUCUUUUUAUACUCACUUGAUAAAUCCUGGAAUUAAGCUCUCCAGCUGCCAGAAGGACUAGGUGGCAAUGGCCAGCCAGAGCUUUACUGCCAAAGAACCCCCUUCAUAUUGAGUUCUGCUUGCUGAGAUUGAUUCAGAUCUCUGCACUGUAGAUGAACAUAUGUCUCAGUGCUGCCCCCAGCCCAAGGGAUUUUUAAUUAUAUUUUAAUGUCCUAGUGGUUUGCCUUCAUCAUUGCAAACAAUUUAAUCAUGCUUAUGAAGUUUACUUACAAACAAGCAACUGAGUCACUUUAUUUUCUUUAGUAUAGUACGUGAAGGAACUGGAUCAACAGAUGGCUCCAAAACUGUGUUUUUCUAAUGUUUGUUGAGGGGCUGGCAAGAACUUUAAUGAUACAGUGAAGAAAAACAUAUCUGUAUAAUUAAUUUAUUAUGUUGGUGUAUGGGCUGUGAGUUCACCUUUCAGUGGUCAUUUGUCAUUUCAUAACAACUAUGCAUUUUGGUUCACUGUGAUCUAUAUUUAGUGACUGCAACAUGUUUAUACCACUGAUUCAAAUUCCAUCCAUGAUGAAAUUAUACAAAU
Molecule: messenger RNA, 7773 nt
Organism: Cynocephalus volans (Philippine flying lemur)
Lineage: Eukaryota; Metazoa; Chordata; Mammalia; Dermoptera; Cynocephalidae
Gene: UBR1
Product: ubiquitin protein ligase E3 component n-recognin 1
Exons: 48
Coding region: 235-5334 (1699 amino acids)
Biological process (GO): ubiquitin-dependent protein catabolic process via the N-end rule pathway
Molecular function (GO): zinc ion binding; ubiquitin protein ligase activity
Source: RefSeq, a predicted model, not a curated record